Molecule: messenger RNA, 6567 nt
Organism: Hylaeus volcanicus
Lineage: Eukaryota; Metazoa; Arthropoda; Insecta; Hymenoptera; Colletidae
Gene: GluRIB
Product: glutamate receptor 1
Exons: 20
Coding region: 33-2954 (973 amino acids)
Biological process (GO): synaptic transmission, glutamatergic; modulation of chemical synaptic transmission
Cellular component (GO): postsynaptic membrane; plasma membrane
Molecular function (GO): transmitter-gated monoatomic ion channel activity involved in regulation of postsynaptic membrane potential; glutamate-gated receptor activity
Source: RefSeq, a predicted model, not a curated record
GGCAGUUUGUGUCAGACCACGGAGCACGGAAGAUGUUCCCGGUUGUUCACGGUACGGGUAGUUCACCCUCGUCGCGACGUCGGCGUCGCGCGACGAAUUGUCACGGUGCCGUGUCUGUUACGCUUGGAAACUUCAAGAACGUUGCUAGUUCACGGAUCGACAGGCCAACGUCCACUGCCACACUGAUGACGACCGCCUUGUGCGUCUUGCUGGUCCUCUUGCCCGCGGCGUACCCCGACAAGAUCUCCAUCGGUGCAAUUUUCGAGCAAGGCACCGACGAAGUUCAAUCAGCGUUCAAAUUUGCAACGUUGAACCACAACAAAAACAACACGACUCGGAAGUUUGAGUUGCAGGUUUUCGUGGACGUAAUUAAUACCGCGGACGCAUACAAGCUAUCCCGUCUUAUCUGCAGCCAAUUCAGCAGAGGGGUGUUUUCCAUGCUAGGCUCCGUGAGUCCGGAUUCGUUCGACACCCUCCAUUCUUACAGCAACACGUUCCAGAUGCCUUUCGUGACGCCCUGGUUCCCUGAGAAGGUACUGACGCCGUCCUCUCGUCUCCUGGAUUUCGCCAUAAGCAUGCGUCCGGAUUAUCAUCGCGCCAUCAUCGACACGGUGCGAUACUACGGCUGGAAGAAAAUCAUCUACCUCUAUGACUCCCACGACGGACUGCUCAGGCUACAGCAGAUCUAUCAAGGCUUGAAACCGGGGAACGAGUCGUUUCAGGUGGAAACCGUCAAACGAAUACAAAACAUGUCCGAGGCGAUUGAUUUCCUGCGCAGCUUGGAGGAGCUGAAUCGAUGGAGCAACAAAUACGUGGUGCUCGACUGUCCAACAGAUAUGGCGAAGGAUAUCGUAGUGAGUCACGUGAGAGACGUUGCACUUGGGAAAAGAACGUAUCACUACUUGUUGAGUGGAUUGAUAAUGGACGACCGUUGGGAGAGCGAGGUGAUUGAGUACGGGGCCAUCAACAUCACCGGUUUUCGCAUCGUGGACGCCACUCGGCCAUACGUCAAAGACUUCCUGACCGCUUGGCAUGGUCUCGAUCCGGCGGGGUUCCAAGGAGCAGGCCGUGAAUCUAUUUCCGCACAAGCGGCGCUGAUGUACGACGCCGUAUUUGUUCUCGUUGAGGCGUUCAACAAGUUUCUGAGGAAAAAGCCGGACAGAAGCAACGUGAGACGAACUGGAGUCCCUGGUAGCAGUCAGAUUACGAAUGGCACACGGUCGCUGGAUUGCAAUAAUAGUGGCGGCUGGGUGACACAGUUCGACUUUGGAGAAAAAAUUUCGAGGCUACUGAGAAAGGUUGAAAUCGAGGGACUGACGGGGGAGAUCCGUUUUAACGAUGAUGGUCGCCGACACAAUUACACUCUUCACGUCGUCGAGAUGACGGUCAACAGUGCCAUGGUCAAAGUUGCAGAAUGGACGGACGAAGCAGGAUUUCAAGCGAUCGCAGCAAAAUACAUUCGUCUGCGACCGCACACGGAGAUCGAGAAGAACAAGACCUACAUUGUCACCACAAUCGUGGAAGAGCCGUACAUCAUGAAGAAAAAGUCAGACACGGGCGAACCGCUUGUGGGCAACGAUAGCUACGAGGGUUAUUGCAAAGAUCUUGCUGAUCUUAUAGCGAAGAAACUCGGAAUAACGUACGAGCUUCGGAUCGUAAAGGACGGAAAAUACGGAAUGGAGAAUCAGAACGUUCCUGGUGCCUGGGACGGGAUGGUGGGCGAGCUGAUUCGCAAAGAAGCAGACAUUGCCAUCGCUCCUAUGACAAUCACCUCCGAACGCGAACGAGUGAUCGACUUCAGCAAACCUUUCAUGUCUUUGGGAAUCAGCAUAAUGAUAAAGAAACCUAUCAAACAGAAGCCUGGUGUAUUUAGCUUCUUAAACCCAUUAAGCAAGGAGAUCUGGGUGUGCGUGAUCUUCUCGUACAUCGGUGUGUCCAUCGUACUAUUUACCGUAUCCAGAUUUUCCCCGUACGAAUGGAGGGUGCUAACGCUGAGCAGUGGUGCGGAUCCAGCUGGAAGAAAUGAUCCCACGUUGCAACAUCCUCAUGCGUCUCAAGGAUCGCCUCACAUGCCGACCUCCAGUAUGGCCAACGAUUUCAGCAUCAUCAACAGCCUGUGGUUCGCGUUGGCCGCGUUCAUGCAACAGGGCUGCGACAUAUCGCCCAGAUCAAUAUCGGGACGGAUAGUUGGCAGCGUCUGGUGGUUCUUCACCCUUAUUCUGAUCUCAUCGUAUACUGCCAAUCUAGCUGCAUUUUUGACAGUCGAAAGAAUGGUGGCCCCGAUCAAUUCGCCAGAAGACUUGGCCUCGCAAACGGAAGUUCAAUACGGCACACUCUCUCACGGAUCCACUUUUGAUUUUUUUCGCAAAUCGCAGAUCAAUCUCUACAGCAAGAUGUGGGAGUUCAUGAACUCCCGGAAGCACGUGUUCGUAAAAACGUACGACGAGGGCAUACGGAGGGUGAGGACAAGGAAAGGCAAGUACGCUCUUCUGAUAGAGAGUCCGAAGAACGAGUACAUCAACGAGAGGGAGCCCUGCGAUACGAUGAAAGUCGGUAGGAACCUUGACGCCAAAGGGUUCGGUGUUGCGACACCGCUGGGAUCUCCACUCAGAGACCCGAUAAAUUUAGCGGUGCUGUCGCUGAAGGAAAACGGCGAAUUGACAAAACUGGUAAACCGAUGGUGGUACGACAGAACGGAAUGCAGGCACGGUGACAAACAGGAUGCAUCGAGGAACGAGUUGUCCCUCAGCAAUGUUGCAGGGAUAUUCUACAUCCUUAUUGGUGGCCUUCUUUUAGCACUGGCCGUCGCCCUACUGGAGUUUUGUUAUAAAUCGCACACGGAAGCUACAAGAGCGAAGAUACCACUGUCAGAUGCGAUGAAGGCGAAAGCCCGACUGACGAUCGGCGGCGGUCGAGAUUUCGACAAUGGCCGGUGGUACGGACUGCAGAGUUAGACGGAGGAUGCAUGCGCCUUUCCCGGGACCAUAUUACUACGCUCCGGCAAACGCGAUUGGCAAUACGGAGGGCGACCAGGUGCACAGCAAUACGCAUACCCAGGUGUAGAUUACCUGGAGUCGCCAAGCGAGUCGCCCGCCAUCUCCCUGCCCACACCUCCGCCGCCGCCCCUGGUGGCGGCCCUGCCCACGCCGCCGCCACCGCCGCCCAGAAGACCGCGACGAAGCGUCACAUUCGCGGAAUCACCGCCGAAGAGCCCGAAGAGGUUCAGGUUCUCGCCGUUCCAGCGGAAACCGGGCAACCUGAUGCUAGACGUCGCGGUGCCCUGGACCCCGGCCUCCCCGCGCGUCUGGACUGGCAAAAUCGGCGAGGACAAGCCCGAGUACGUCAAGUAAACACGACGUCGUUUCACGAGUAAUCACAGGAAGCUUGUCAGUUGGUGCUCGUCGUGGAUCGCGUCUAUGACGAUCGGGAGCCUCCUGACUAUCCUCGACCCUCAACCCUAAGCAACGCGUUUGCCGCUAGUCGAAUCUCCGCGACUCGCCGUUCCUAGGUUCGUUUGUCCUAUUCGACGUGAUAGGGACCUAGCACUUGAUAAACGAUACUGUUUCUAUUCUACGUAGGGGAUGAGGAACCUUCCGUGGAGGCGUAUUAUGUCGGAUGUAUGAUAAUCAGUUUUUCACUUGUUCUGGGAUUGUUUCGUUUUUCUCCUUGCGAUACCAUGGGUUUGUGGUGAAUCAAGUGUGAUACAAAACCCUAUACCUAAUGGUUGCUAUUGUUUAAUCAUUUUUUUCAGAUGUACGUUUGAAAGAUUCAUUUUGUAUAGUACUAUUGCUCGAUAAAAGAAAUGCUAAAUAAGGAGGAGGUUUAGUGUUCAUAAUACGUAUGUUAGAGGAAAGACAAAAUUACCAAUCAUACAUAGCAGUGAUACUAUUUGUGAUAAUAACUUCAUCGAUACGAUUUAAAUGAUUCCGUAAUGACUAGCAACUAACAGACACUAUGUGUCUGAAAGUCCUGCAGCAAUUAAUUUUAUUUCAAAAUUCCUUUCCAAUGAAAGAUAUUUUGUUUAUCCACUGUUUGGAGGGACAUACAUUUUUCAUAGGAACAUAUCAUAAUAAACUUGUUCCAGAAAUUACAGUUUUCUAUUCGUAUAUGUGUUUAUACUGAGCUGGAAGACCCGGAAGAUCUUUGAAAAAAUGACGAUUUAAGUGUAUCGAGACGCGUUGAGAGCAAUAGAGCUAUCUUAAAUUGCCCUAAUUAUCAAGUUUUUUUUUUUUGCAGAUCUGAUACGCCACAUAUAAAUAUACGCAUAUGAAAUGCCUAGAACAAUCUUUCUCAAUCUAUUGCUGGUCCGUACUAUGUCGAAUAAUAUGAAUCAACCUUUUUCUCCAGCUUUCAAUCUCGGUGUACAGGGCAUAGCAAGUCAUUCUUCUCCAAAGAUCGACCUCCCAGCUUUAGAGCUGUCUAAUAUUAAUUAUUUUCGAACUGAAAUAAUAAUACUUUUUAUUUGUUUUUCUAAUAGAGGCUGUUUAGAGGCGUCAAUGAUCGUAUAAGCCCUUUUCAGUAGAAUGAUACUCCAUUUUAUGUAUUUUCCAAUACAGACUGUUAAGAGUUACAAUAAUCCUUAUUGACUUUAUAAGUCAUCAAUUAUUUUCCAGAAAAGUAAUAUACUUUCAUAUUUAUUCCUUAAUAGAUAUUUGUGAGAUGAACUUACAACGAUACGGUACAGUAUAUUACUUUUAAAUACUUAAACAAUAAAUUAUUUUAUUUUAUUACUUUAUAUAUUUACUUAUUCUGCCUAUUUAGUGCACUAAUAUAUAAAUAAGGAACACAUAAUACAAAUGCGUUAAAUUUAUCUAAUUUUAUUAAAUUGUACUUACGCUUUAUCAGUAUUUUAUUUUAUCAUUGCAUAUACUUAUUCACUUAACGAAUUUAUUGUACAAUUACGGAUGAAUACAUUUGAGACGAAUUUAUAUAAUUUUAUAAAAUUGUAUUUAAUUUGAACAAAAUUUUAUACAAUUUCGUACAAUUUUAUAAAAUUACAUCUAAGUAAACUUCCAAUUUUACAUAAUCUUACCAAUAUUGAAAAGCACAAUCUGAAGCAAACACCAAUGAUAUAAUAUCUUAUCUACGUUUGCAAGGCUAAGUUAUCGAUAAUCUCGUCGAGCCAAUUUAUAUCCCGCUAUACUUUGAGGACUUGAUCCUAGUAACUCGUAGAUUGGAAGCCCGAGAAAUCGCUCGAAAACACGGAGAGCCGUGUCACGGUCUGGCGGGAGCUCCCGUGAUCACGCCGAACUUGUUUCAAGUACAGUGAUCGCGUCGAUUCGACAAGGAUCAUCGCGAUCCGUCGAGGAUGGACACCGUACGGGAGUCCUCGCCGCCGGUCGCGUUUGUACAUUGUAUAUAAAUUAUAAUCGAAUCAAACGAGACGAAUCAAAAAGAAAAAUAAGCAGACACAAACGAACACACCGGCUGUCCGCGACAGAACAGUGUCGCGACAUUCGAUAGUAGAAUUCGAUGGUCCCGGGGUGGGUGCAUGUGCAACCAACAGCUUGAACGAUACGUUAAACUGCAAUUCCGUGAGAACGAGAGCCCGUAACACGCACACGAAACACGUUAAACAUGUACACGAGCACAUAAACACGUACAUAUAUGUAUACAUAUUAUACGAGGGAAAAUGCACGUCGGUCGAAUUGGACAGAGAUGGGCAGCACUUUGCUACAAUAAUGAACGACUGAAUCACAACUCAGACAACAUUGAACGGUUACUCGACGAAGCUUCCGAACGAGGUGCAACUUCAUUUUACAAUUCGAAUUGCAAGCCUCGUUCGACGCUAGGUUUACGGUGAUUCAAUAUAUCUUCGCUGCAUUGUUUAUUUGUUUUUGGGGCAUAUUUUCUAAGAAGAUUUCGAUUGCGUUUAUACCUAUUAACGAAGUAAUUUGGAAGUAUGCUUGUCUCUUUGUGAGGAUAGAAGUUAGCAUAAGUGGCGGGCGUAAAAUGUAAAUGGCUUCAGUGACUUUCCUUGUGAAAUUCGAAAAGGGUGGACACGACCUUACUUCGUAAAGCUGGCGUUAAGAAAUAACGAACUGAAUGAUGUUCAUCUUUCGAUCGUUAUAAGUAACUUUUUAUGUAGAUUGUGCCCAUCUCUGCCGGUUGCGAACGAAGAAGACACGCGAUGAAUUGGGGGAAACGAUCGACGAGGAGAGUUCGCAGGACGAAGGAAAACCGAUGAAUGAAAUGGACGGGUCGGGUCGAUCGUGACGAUGACACUACUAUUAUUAUUACCAUUACUCUGAUUAAUAUUAUUGCGACCGGUAGAUUUUAUUAUGGAUUCACGGUUAAUUACGACGAUCAAUGGUACACCCGGUGUAACCCUAUUUUGUGGAUCUCGCGAGAAUGGAAUUAUUCGUUGCGUCAGAACUAAAAUGAUAGGAAAAAAAAAAUGAAAAAGAAAAGAGCAAAAGAAGAAAAAAAAGAAGUAUGAGCAAACCAGCACUGGAGCCGCGAUACGUUUUUUAACUGACAAUGGUGUAUAAUCACAUCGAUGCGUGAGUAAUGCGUGUGUGAUAAGUAAUAUAUUAUAUAUAAUAUAUAUAUAUAUAUAUAUAUACA